Messenger RNA from Abrus precatorius (Indian licorice), 1270 nucleotides. RefSeq names its product AUGMIN subunit 7. The transcript is spliced from 10 exons. Bases 270 to 1262 code for a protein of 330 amino acids. The record is from RefSeq and is a predicted model, not a curated record. Gene Ontology annotation, cellular component: HAUS complex. Gene Ontology annotation, molecular function: microtubule minus-end binding. Gene Ontology annotation, biological process: spindle assembly; centrosome cycle. Lineage: Eukaryota; Viridiplantae; Streptophyta; Magnoliopsida; Fabales; Fabaceae.
GAGUAGCAGCAGCAGCGAGAGCACCCUACAAACAGAAAACCCGGUGGUUCGUUACUCAUCAUUCUCUGCUUCUCUCGCAACUGUCCCGGCAACCAUUCCCUCCGAUUCGCCGCCUUAUUCCCCGUUGUCAUCGACCUCGCCGGCCCCGAAACCCCACGCGAACAACUCCAAUUCUCAGUUCUUGCUUCAAUUUUGAGAGGGGCCCAAUAUUAUAUUUUCGAUACUAAAGAGGAAGUGAGAAAGGAAGAUGCAAUAAAUUCACACAUAAGAUGGCGGCGAGGCAAAUGGAAGAGAUUCAGAAGAAAUUGGCAAUGCUAAAUUACCCAAGAGCAAAUGCCCCUGCACAGUCCCUUCUAUUUGCCGGCAUGGAGCGCUAUGCCCUUCUGGAGUGGCUUUUCUUUCGGCUAUUAGGUGAUAAGUCACCCUUUUCUCAACAGAACUUACAAGGGGAUGGCCUUGAUCGGGAUGAGGAGACGGCUCGAAUUCAGUAUUUGGCAGAGAUUGCUAAGUUUCUGGGUAUUACGACGACUGUAGAUACGGAGGCCAUUCAGGGGCAUGGAAGCUAUGAAGACCGCACUGAAAUGCUUCGUCUUAUUGUAGAUCUAGUGGAGGCAACAAUAUAUGCUGAUAAUCCAGAAUGGAGUGUUGAUGAGCAAGUGGCCAAGGACAUCCAAUUGAUAGACUCCAUCGCAGAAAAACAAGCUCAAAUAUUUUCUGAAGAAUGUAAAUUGUUUCCUGCGGAUGUUCAGAUUCAGUCCAUAUAUCCAUUGCCAGAUGUUUCUGAGCUGGAGUCAAAGCUUUCUGAACAAUCAAAAAUAUUACUGAAUCUUCAACAAAAAGUUGAUGACUUGGCGUCCAAGCAUGCUUACAAUCCAGAUGAGGAGUAUACUGACGUGGAAUCCCAACUGCGAGCACAUUUGGAAUCUUUCCUUGAAACAGCUAGAACAUUCAAUUUGAUUUACACCAAGGAAAUUCGUCCAUGGACACACAUGAUGGAGGUUCCACAGCUUCAUGGAUUUGGACCAGCUGCCAAUCGUUUAUUGGAGGCCUACAAAAUGCUUUUGAAGUUUUUGGGCAACCUACGGAAUCUUAGAGACUCACAUGCAGCUCUUGCCUUUGGUUCUUCUGAGACCUCCGAAGGGCCUUCUUCUGUCACAAGAAUAAUCUCUGAAUGUGAAUCUGCAUUGACAGUCUUAAAUCGUGAUCUUGGAAUUCUUUCUGCUUCUAUUGCUCGUGAACAGGGAGAGAAGACGAGCAUUUGAUGAAACAU